Messenger RNA from Doryrhamphus excisus (bluestripe pipefish), 6310 nucleotides. NCBI's taxonomy places the organism in Eukaryota, Metazoa, Chordata, Actinopteri, Syngnathiformes, Syngnathidae. The record is from RefSeq and is a predicted model, not a curated record.
UAUUUCACAGGAAAACAAUGGGGUGAUGCUGGACCCAUACACCUUGACAGAGCUGACAGACGAGGAAACAAAAACUUCCGGGAGUGACGUCACUGCAGGAAAUCUUUCAAAAUAAAAGCCUCAAUUGCCUUUACAGUAAAAGCCGGAAAACUAAAUAAAAGCUCCCCGUUCACUUUGGACAGCCCUUGUGGUAAAAGCAGCAAGAGCUAGUGAGUCUUCUGGAUAUUAACGUAAUUAUUUUUAACACCUUAAACACAGAUAUUCCUUAUUAUCACCACUAUAAACCCAACCUUCUAGUGCAACCUUUCACUUUUUGUGAUGUGCUCAGCUGCUAGCUAAAUAGCCAGCUAGCCAGUUAGUGCAAAAACAAACAAAAAACCCCAAAACACAAGUGAGUUGUUAAGUAACAUUCCUUACUUUUUGUUUUAAAAGUCACUAUUGUGUCAGUAUAGUUGUGGUUUAUACAAAGACAAAGCUUUGCGUUAGUAUUGGUUAUUAGUACCUUUUUGCCUUAUUUCUUUUCUAAUAUAUACACAAUUUUGCUGUUUGCUUUGACUGUGACGUUUUAUUAAGCUUUGGACCCCUGAGGCAGAGGCAGGAAGCUGAUGUAGCAGUUCCAGCUUUUUAAUAAGGAAAAUGCAAAUAUACUUGUCCAUAAAGACAAGACGAUGGUGCAGGUCAGGGGUGUCAAACUCAUGCCAUGGAGGGCCGAGACACUCCAGGUUUUCUUUCCAGCUGGUUACUAAAGCAGGUGAUUUUAAUGAUUAACCCUCCUUUGGUUUGAGGGAAGGAGCUGUCAAUUAAAUCACCUGCUGGAGAAACUGGUUGGAAAGAAAACCUGCAGUUCUCCAGCCCUCUGUGGACACAUGUGGUGCAGGCAAAAGAGAACUGAGAUAGACACAGGCAAUAAAAACUAGCAGAACUGGCUGGAUGGCAAGGACGCAAAUGUACUCAACUGGCAAAAAAACACUAGCAGGCAUCCGAAACAAAGAACCAGCAAGGCUCAGCUGCAAGCAGUCAGCUUAAGUGGGGAGAAGCGCAAUCAUCCUCGGGUGUGGCCGGUCUUCUCACCUCCAGCCCACUCAAGGAACUCUGCAAGAAUAACAGAAAACACAGGCCAGGAGACAACAGGGACCAGAACAAACCGGCGGUCCCCAACCUUCUCAGCCUAUGGGUGAGCUUGUUUUUGCCAAACCUGCUGACUGACUGAGUCAGAGAGAGUGCAAACCAAAAGCGGUUCUCAUGGCUCAGGAGAAGAUUGCACAGACGCCAGACAUCAAAUGUCAAGAGGACCAGGAGAGACUCUACUUAACGACUCUUCAGUUGUCCACUGAGGCCAAGCUGCUGAUGAAAGAGAUAGAUGAGCUGUUGCAGCAGUGUACACCAUCCAGACCAUCUUACCGAAGAAACAGCAGAGUGGUUCAGCAGGAGGUUCAGGCCUGCACAGUGGAUGGCGAGACCUUGGUCAUUGAAGGGUUCAGAUUUGAGACUGCAACCACCAGGGAGGACUUGGGGAGGUUGAGGUCACAGACGCAGAGUGGCAGUUGCCAAGGAGACGCUUGAUUGAUGUCUACAUCAGUCAUUUCACAACAGGAGGUCAGCAAGGUCAAAUAGUCCGAACAGAGGUACAGGAAAGUGCCGAUUCAUGCUGGAGUUCCUCGUACCUUCCAAACUUCCAGUGUUGCUGUGACCUUGAGCGGCGCGGCACAGAGCAAGUGAGUGACUGAGGAAAUGGGGAACACAGUGAGGGAGAACGUGAGAGACUCCAGCCUGCUUCUAAACAGAGGAUCUGCCAAAGUCAAGCUUGCCUUCUCGCCGAUCCUGCACGUUAUGGCUGAUCUUCUUCAUAACCUUCCCAUUUCCUCUCUCAUUCUGCAGCAUCAUCAUGUUUGGUUGUGCCGACACAUCCACUCUUCAGGACCGACCACUCCCGCUGUUCUAUAGUUCCAUGAAAAAACAAGGAGAGGAGGAGGAGAGGAGGAGGAGGAGGAGGAGGAGGAGGAGGGAGGAGCGUAGCCACGCUGAAGCUGAGCCCCUCUGUCUGAGCCCAGAGUGGAGCAGCAGACGGCAGCGGCCACACAAACACUCUCCCACUUCCACACACAGACACUGACGGCUGCCAGACGCAGUGGGAAGCAAAGCCGUCGGAGAAGAACGAGUGAUCGCAGAGUGGAGGAGGAGAAGAAAAGGGAGUUGGAGGAGGCACCUUGUGGAUCAGAGGGGGAUUUUCCUCAGCACGUCCGGAUCUCACACCCGCUUCUUCCUGAGUGAGAGGAGUUGUUCACCAAAGCUUUUUUUCUUCUGCUCAUCCUCCACUUCGGACUCCAGCGUUAUCUACCUAUCUAUUCCCGGAGGUUAACAAAAGAGGGAGGGAGUGAGAGCGAGGAGAAAAAAAAAAAAAAGGCAGUCACAGCUUCAGACUGCUCCAGACCACCCUCCCUCAUCCGACUCCCCCUCCCGCUCUUCCCUCCAGCUCCACAUCCAUGUGUGAGUUCAUCACUGCCCUCGGAGGAUAGAACACAGAAGAGUGCGUGUGUUCUCGCGGAUACGGAAGAGGCUUUUGGUGGGAUCAGGGUCUUGCCUGGUGUGAGGGUUGGGAGCAGAAGGGAAACGGAGGAGGAAGAGACCAGGAGCGACAGGAGAGAGACGGCAGGAAGGCAAACUGAGGGGUAUGUGCAGGGCAGCAGUGAGGAGGCUCCAGUGAGUGUGCUUUUUAGAGCCGAGACUGUGAGGAACCGGCAACCAGAUCCCAUCCAUUCCUCCCACCUCCUCCUCAUCGCUCUCCUCCUCUUCCCCCUCCUUUACACUCUCUCUGUCCUGCUGUCCGAUCCCUCCUAUUGUUUCCUGUAUUGCCUCUUAGUAUCCACUCAUAUCUUUUUUUCUUCUCACCCUCUCCUGCCCUCUAUUUAAACCCUUUAUCGUCGCCACUGGAUUCUAUCCGUCUGCUGAUACCAAGAGGAGGACUUUUUUUUUUUUUUGCCCUGUGCUCUGAGGCAAGUAGACGGACUGAAAUUCCGAGUGUCACACAGAAGACUGCUUUCUUUCUCCCCGCAUCCCGACUUCACCGAGACAGCCGUGUGAAAGGAUCCAGGCGACCACCUCGGCGAGGUUGCACCCCAACGGCGAGUUUCUAUCUCCAGCCUCCAGGACCUCCGGUUGGAUUCCAGCUACAUGGGCAAGCGUUUGGAGCAGCAGCAAAUGUACCCCCAGUACACCUACUACUACCCCCACUACCUCCAAACCAAGCAGUCCUAUGCUCCUCCCCCUCCGCCCAUGGCUCCGCCCAGCCCCAGCACCACAGGAGGAGGAGGAGGCGGCGGGGGUCAAGGAGGAGGUUUGGUGGAGCAACUAAGUAAGACCAACCUUUACAUAAGAGGCUUGCCACCAGCCACCACCGACCAAGACCUCAUCAAACUCUGCCAGCCAUACGGGAAAAUAGUUUCUACAAAGGCCAUCCUGGACAAGAACACCAAUCAGUGUAAAGGCUAUGGCUUUGUGGACUUUGACAGCCCCGCAGCUGCCCAGAAAGCCGUGGCUUCGCUCAAAGCCAGUGGGGUCCAGGCACAGAUGGCAAAGCAACAGGAACAGGACCCAACCAACCUUUACAUCUCCAACCUGCCGGUGUCCAUGGAUGAGCAGGAGCUGGAGAACAUGCUGAAGCCUUUCGGUCAUGUUAUUUCUACCCGGAUACUGAGGGACGCUAACGGACUGAGCAGAGGGGUUGGAUUUGCCAGGAUGGAGUCUACAGAAAAGUGUGAUGUGGUUAUUCAAAAUUUCAAUGGAAAAUUCUUGAAAACUCCUCCAGGCAUGACAGCCCCUGCAGAGCCGUUGCUGUGCAAGUUUGCUGAUGGAGGCCAGAAAAAAAGACAGACCCAGAUCAAAUAUCCCCAGAAUGGCCGACCAUGGACGCGGGAUGGAGAGAGUGGUAUGGCGCUAACAUAUGAUCCCACCUCGAUGCAAAAUGGGUUCUACUCAUCACCGUACAGCAUCUCCACCAAUCGGAUGAUCGCACAGACGUCAAUCACACCCUUCAUUGCCGCCUCUCCUGUUUCCACGUAUCAGGUCCAGAGUACAUCUUGGAUGCCACAUCAACCGUAUGUUAUGCAACCUACAGGUGCUGUGAUCGCCCCGUCUGCAGCCAUAGAGCCCAGUUUGUCACUCCACCCCUCCGGUGUCAUGGCACCCCUCACCCAACAGAUGAAUCACCUGUCCUUGGGCACUACAGGCACUUACAUGCCUGCUGCAGCAGCUGCUCCUAUGCAAGGAACCUACAUUCCCCAGUACACUGCAGUGCCUGCUUCUGCCAUCACAGUGGAAGGUGUGGUGACGGACUCGUCUCCACAGACGGCUGCCCCUUCUUUGCAGGACGCCAGCGGGCAGCAGCCUUUGUCUGUGGAGAACACAGGAGAGCAUGGCACUGCCUACUCUUACCAGCAGACUAAAUAAGAAGAGUCGCUGCUGCGUUGCCUUGUCAGGGACUGCACUGACAGAAAGACCCAAACCAGGAUCAUGUAAGGUCACACGGACAUCUUAAAGGGACAGAAGCAUUCCGCUGUGCUGAGGCAGCAAAUAAAAACGAAAUGAGGGGGGAAACAAAUCAACUUUUUUUAAAACCCGGUGGAACGGAGGAAAGGACAAAGGAGACGAUGGCGUUCCCAACGCGAGGACAGUGACACCAAAUUCUUUUGACUUGUUGACUUCUCCAGUGAGACUGGACUUUGCCUCCGAAGGAGUAAAAAAAAAACAAAAAUAAGACAAAGACUGAAACGUCAACCAACGAGCUGUACAGAAAAAAGAACAUUUGAAUGUGCAGGUAGAUUUUCAGACUUUUGUAUUUGGAAAAAAAGGAAGUCAAGACAAACUCGAUUGUCUUCCUUUGAUAUUAAGCUCCAUCAUUUUCAUCCUUUUUAUCAUUUGACUAGUUUUCUAGGAGGUCCGCGUUUCCGUAACUCUUUCUUGCCUUAAUUUUCUCCAAGUGUCGACCUAUUGAAGCGGUGAGUGGACGGGCUGAGAGAUUCAACUGUACAGGAAGUUGGAAGAUGAUUGUAACCGGCGUGACGACGCAGUUCAUGUUGAAGCCGUUGGUUGCUCCAUUGUAUUUCUAUUUUUUUUGUCUGCUUUACUCGUCUGACCGCAAAAGCUAAAAGGAGUAACGUUUAUGGCUUUGACUCAAAAGCAGGAACAAUUUUGAAACGUGCAAAAGCAAUAGUUUUAGUCUUUCGUAAAUGUUGAACAAAGGCAGCCUGAAGGUGGCAGAUUUUAUACCAAAGACGAAGAAAAUAGCUGGAGAAGAUUUCUUCCUUUUGUUGCUUUUUCUUGAUUUUUCUACCACUGAAACUGAUUUUGUUGUCGCUGACGGUGUGGAGGAGCUUUUCUUUUCUCCUCCGGUUGCUCGGAAUGACGCUUGGUGUCAAACUGGCCAACUAAUAAGCUCGUCAAAGCUGAAUCAGAAGAAGAUGUGUGACCUGCGGGAUGCUGGGAGCUGCUGCUGGUUCAUCAACAGUAUAUCACACCAUGACAAGGUGCGUUCGGGUGUCCGUACACACCAAAUGCACACACUGUAAGACUGUAAAUGCCAGCCAAAAUACUUGCACAGCUCUUCUUCAAGGCGUCCGAGUCCGAUGCAAGCAGAGUCAUGAAAGGAAAGGGCAUUUCUGGACGGAACCAUUUAAGCUUAUGUACAUUAUCUAUAGGUUUUAUAUCUUUUUUUUAAACUGUGUGUUUUUUAAAAACUCCAUGUAUGAGCUGCUAAAUACUAUUUCAGUAUUGGUGGGUGUGGAAAAAGCUGCACGUUCACAAUGCCACUCGAAUUGAAUUCAGCCGGGAUGAAUCCUCUCUUUAGAUUUCAAAAAAAUCAAAUGAUAUCCAAAGUGUUGCCAGUUGCAGCACUGAAAGAUGGAUGAAGUAUUGGAGUACCGAUAGAGUAGAAAACAGAGCGUGCAGGUCUUGGGGCCACACCCUCCACUAACACAAACAGGGGAAAAGAUUGAAAGAAAAGAUGAUUGAACCAAAACAAGCAGAUACAAACCUCUAUCAGACAUUUGAAGGCAGAGAGAGCUAAAGUUUGUCAUAUUUAUGAGAUGAGUUUUUGUACAGGUGUGGAAAAGAAAAUGCAACAGACGGAAAAAAAAAAAAACAUUGAUGAUGCUAUUUUUUUAUUUGCUUGGUCACAUGCCCUCCAUGUCUUUUCAAUUGUGAUCCUGAGCGUGUCUGUAGAGCCAGUGGAUGUUGAUGUAGUUUCAAAUGUCUCUUUUGGGUUCAUUUUUUUCCUUUCUAGACAAAUCUUUCAAUAAAAAAUGACUAAGUCUUC